AUGGCAGCGGCUGCACAGGCUGCCCAGCUGCCUCGUCGUAUAAUCAAGGAGAGUCAAAGGCUUCUGACAGAACCAGUGCCCGGCAUCUCUGCUGCACCCUCCGAGGAGAACCUUCGCUACUUCAAUGUGGUGAUAUUCGGGCCCGACUCCUCCCCAUACCAAGGCGGCGUGUUCAAGCUGGAGCUGUUCCUCCCUGAGGAUUACCCUAUGGCGGCCCCCAAGGUCCGCUUCCUGACCAAGAUCUACCACCCCAAUGUGGACAAGCUGGGUCGCAUCUGCCUGGACAUUUUGAAGGACAAGUGGAGCCCUGCCCUCCAGAUCAGGACAGUCCUGCUCAGCAUACAAGCCUUGAUGAGCGCGCCAAACCCUGAUGACCCUCUCGACGAGGCGGUGGCGAGGCACUGGAAGGGGAACGAGGUCGAGGCCAUGGACACCGCCCGCGCCUGGACUGCCCAGUAUGCACGCAGCUGA
This is a messenger RNA of Auxenochlorella protothecoides, 471 nucleotides long. RefSeq names its product Ubiquitin-conjugating enzyme E2 36. Bases 1 to 471 code for a protein of 156 amino acids. NCBI's taxonomy places the organism in Eukaryota, Viridiplantae, Chlorophyta, Trebouxiophyceae, Chlorellales, Chlorellaceae. The transcript is spliced from 5 exons. The record is from RefSeq and is a predicted model, not a curated record.